CUCUCUCUUCCUUGCUUCAUUGGUGACCUAUCCCGAUCAUGACCAUGGUCCGUGGUAGUUCUCUCCUUGGGUCAACUUGAUCUGCAGAGACCGCUGCGCAUAACACAGGCCGAUUUCAGCACCAGUUGCGCCUCCCGUCGGGAACUUUGUGCACCCGAGGAACGCGAGCUGCGUGAUAGGUUCAAUCUGCUUUUGGCAAGGACUCGCGCCGCCAGCAUGCCCCCAGCGACGAGGCGCGAGCUCAGGAUCAGCGGGAUCAAUGGCAUCAACAGCCAUACACUGGCAAUGGAUGAUGUGUUAGAUACAUUCGAGCAGUUCAAACGCAAGCACAUCACCCAGAAUCGUGACAUCAUAAAAAACAAUGCACUUGCUCAGCUCCGUAUCCGCGAGCUGGAGAGUAGAAUGCAAGAUCUAGAGGCCGAGCGGGCGGCACAGGCGCUCGAAUUCGUGCGGGCCCAGGCCCAGCUCGAUCGGUUCGAGCACCAGAUCCGCUGCGUCGAAAUCGGCUGGAAGGUCAUGAGUCAGGGAUUACCGCCGGGGUUUCGAGACCUGGCUGCACAAUCUGAGGCCAGGAGAGGAGGAGUUGCUGAUGUAUGGAGACAACUCGUCCCGAUCGAGCCACAUCGUCGACCGCCACGGCACAUCUCACUCGAGAAUUCGACGCUUCCCGCAGGUGUCGUCCGGUCCAUCGCUCGGAAUCCAUCCGCAAAUCUUCAAACUUUGACGGAAGUGUCCUCCGCGCAAGAAGGCUUUCGUGACAUGCCACUCAGUGCCGCUCCCCACGGACACCGCUCCAUCCCCGAAAAGUGGCAAGGUCCCGGGGCGCACCAAUGGUAUGCCAGUGGGGUUUCCCACCAGCUGGCCGAAAACAAGUCUCGAAACCCGACACCACGGCAAGAGCAAACUUCCCUCUUUCCCCCCUUCUCAGAACCAGCGACUCAGAGCGAUUUGAUGGCUGUCUUCCCUCCAUCUUCGGGGUCGUCCGACGUACCUGACGAUGACUCGCAAUCUGAGUAUGAAGAAGACUUCCGAGGUGCAUCCGACACGGCCGGUCUCUUUGGCACAUCCAUGCCGGUGCAACGCCGAGUGCUUGGGCGCGACCGAAAGCCUGCACGGUCGCGCGACCCAUCUGCCCUUCUGUGGUCGUCUACCGCUGGUGGGCAGGAUCGCCAAACGAGCGGCAUUCCCGAUCCACCCGAUGCAAGUAUCUCUGGCGCGGUUGGUGAGCCGCGCAUGAUCGAUAUCGACGGCGCGCCUAGCCCCAUCAGCUCGCCGGCCCUUGAUUUUGACGCGCAUUGGGCAGCUGUGGCAACGGCUCCGAUUCUACACACGCAGGCACAUGUGCUGGAGAUACCCAGCGAGAGCGAGGAUGAACAUAUCGCAACAAGCGGUGCGAAGAGGAAGAAGCGGGCCGGAGCUGGUGCCAAGGCUGGCAAGCGUACUUCUAGACGAAAUAGCGGCAUGCUGUCCGUACAUGCGCCACGAGACCAUGCAACAGGAGGUGAGGACAGCGAGGCGGCGACCGAUUCGGAUGCUGGGUUAUCCCGUAUGUCAUCUUUCAGCUCCUUGCUAUCUGGCCUUAGCGAAUUUGACACAGAGGAGGAAAUGGAUGGUGAAGUUACGCCGGGGGUCUCUAUGACCAAACUUCCAGAAUCGAACGCAGCCGGCCUGAACGCCCCGCUGACUGCCGGCGCGCUCGGGGCAUCAUCAAAGGCAAGGAGUGACGCGGACGUUGGAGAUACAGUCAAGGGUGCGAGAAAGAAGGCUGCAAAGGCUGACUUCGAAGGUUCAAAAUCAUCUGCAGGUGGCAUGGCGCUCGGAGGCCGAAAGCGGAAAGUUCCUACCCUGGAAGACGAAGAGACUGUUCUUUCAUUACCGAGGCCCUCAACCGCAUCCACACUUCUAGCUGACGGCGAAGAGCUUUUCGGGCGGGCGCAGCGCACGCGCAAGAGUGUCAACUACGCCCUUCCCAAGCUCAACACCAAGAUGCGCAAGCCAGAUCCAACGGACCUCGUUCCUGCCGCCAACGACGGCAGUAGCCGAUCAAGCACCCGUGGCCAUCCCUCUGCCAGGCACGCUGCCUCCACUGGUGACCUGGCCGAGAUCAGGAAGCAAAGAUUGAGCAAUUCGGCGGAGAAGGACAAGGGGAAUUCGAAUUACCAAGCCGAAGCGGCCACACCGCUCGUCAGAAAGAUUUCCAAGAUAGAACUGCAGGGCAAAGACGAUGAGGUCGUUGAAGACUCCCCUACGGGCGAGGAUGCGCACGACACCCCUGAUGCAGAUACAACAGAAACCGUGCGCUUACUACAAAAAGGUCGUCGACACUCAAAGGCAGCAUUGGUGGCCAAUACUGACAGCAACAGCGCAAGAGGCGAUGAAGCAGAGUCCAAGGCAUUCGAUGACACCACCGUAAAUCCUAUGAAGAGGGCCGGUCACAACGGAACUGAACGCCCUGCACUGCGGCGAGCUUCGCAAUCCAUCAACAUCCCCGUCGAUGAGCCCGCGACGAGAAGCGGCCUCUCGAGGUCAUCUUCAGAAAGCGUCGCCACGGUUAAGGGCACCAUCAGCGCCACGCCAAGCAGGGGUGCUCGCAAAGUGAGCGUCACCACAACAAAGCCGGUAGCGAGGCGCGACCGGCCGAAGACGCUCUCCGCUACGAUGGUAGCCAGGGAGGGCCUCCUUCAAGAAUCUUCCACCGUCGGCCCUUCCGGCGGGUCCACUUGGAGUGGACCUCAACGGCCAAGCUUACGCGCUGCGCUGGCGAACACGUCAGGUGACAAGGCUGAACUGGCGGCGGCGCGUAGCUUGGCGCCGCCUGGCAAUACUACAAGUUCAGACGGUCGGAUCAGUCCGGCGCUUUCCACCACUUCGAGCGCAGGAUCGUCGGUGGGCACAGCGAUGAGGUCCGUCCAGCCGUCGAGCUCCUCUCAACCGGCCUUGUCGCGAGUCUCGUCGAUGCAGAAGAAGCCAGGAGCAACGGGAAUGCUGGCGGGUAAGACAGGUUCGAAGGCGCCUAGUGCGGCCACCACCGGUCUGUCUUCUGAUGCUGCAGUCAAAGAUCAAGGCGAAGGCAAGAGAACAGCACGUCGAACGAGUAGCCAGGCGGCGGCUUGAGAGUGUAUGUUACAUGCUCCAGGAUAGAAU
Molecule: messenger RNA, 3144 nt
Organism: Tilletiaria anomala UBC 951
Lineage: Eukaryota; Fungi; Basidiomycota; Exobasidiomycetes; Georgefischeriales; Tilletiariaceae
Exons: 3
Coding region: 217-3114 (965 amino acids)
Biological process (GO): meiotic chromosome segregation
Cellular component (GO): nucleus; chromosome, centromeric region
Source: RefSeq, a predicted model, not a curated record